This is a messenger RNA of Malaclemys terrapin pileata, 2075 nucleotides long. Its product is annotated as hepatocyte cell adhesion molecule-like. The transcript has 7 exons. Bases 80 to 1108 code for a protein of 342 amino acids. The record is from RefSeq and is a predicted model, not a curated record. NCBI's taxonomy places the organism in Eukaryota, Metazoa, Chordata, Testudines, Emydidae.
AGUUUUGCUCCUCCCCACCUCCCAGCCUCUGCCUCUGCUACCAGGAUCAGCACAGAGACGCACAGAGAGCAGUGAAGACAUGGAGGUGGCCAGCAAAAAACCCUCUCUCCCUUUCUUGCUAGUGAUGCUGAUCAGCGUCUCUCCAGAUAUCGUGGUCGCCCAAGCACCAACACCCCGCCGCCAGGUGAAUGGGACUCUGGGAGGAUCAGUCGUGCUGUCAGUGGAUCUAUCCCCCAAGAAAAAGGUGAAAGAAAUCGAAUGGAGCUUUCGUGCUGGGUCAGGUGUGACGCUCCAGCUGGCUGAGUUCAGUGGGGGGAAGUUUGAGCGACCCGAUCCCAACGACAGAUUUAAGCAGAGGCUAGAAAAGUACAACGAGACCUCGCUGAGGAUCAGGGCUCUGGAGCUGAGCGAUAGCGGAGUUUAUGAGGCCCGGAUUAAGAUAGUACCAGCAACUGUGGAGGAACAGACCUUUCUCCUCGCGGUCUAUGAGCCAGUGCCACAGCCCCGGAUCCGGAGUCAUCUGCUCACCAGCACGCUGGAGGGGUGCAACGUCACGCUGCACUGCCAGGGCUCGGGGAAGGGAAAUGUGAGCAUCUCCUGGGGCAGAGGGAACCCGGUCCAAGAGCUGGAUCCCAGUCGGCACCAGCUCUCCCCUGAUGGCAGGAUACUGCAGCUGUCUCUGCAGCCCAGCUCCCUGAAUGCCACCUACACCUGCACGGUCAGCAACCCUGUGGAUCAGAAGAUCGUCGCCUUCGACCUGCAGAGCAUCUGCCGCAGUGGAGAUGCAGACACGUCCUUCUCGAAGCCGGGGUACAUUGUGCUGACUUUCUUCCUGUUAGUGCUAAGCCUUGGGACUGCCGUCUGGUGUUGGCGGAUGAACAACGAGAAGUCGGCUGACCCGGCUGCCACCCCCACGGGCCCCGUGGAAGAAAGUCCGUCCGACCCGCAGUACGCUGAGAUCAUGAGGAGUCCCCCCGAAGGAAAUGACCAGGCCCUACGUCACCUGGAAAAUAACACGGAGCGGAGCCCACAGAAAGAGCCUCUAAUCACCACCAUCUACGACAAGGUCCACAGGACUCCCGAGAAUACAGCCGAGGAGGUCACAUAGGCCCCCAGGAACCAGAUGUGGUGGCGUAUCAGAGCUUACCAAGGGCUUUGAAGUGCAAUGUGUGCCCCACUCAAACUCUGUAGCCGAACGGUCUCCGUUCCACCCAUGAACCCGAAUGGAAGAAGACACCUUCUCCAGCUCUGGAGCCUGCCUCGUGACGCUUCCCCACCCCACCCUGAUGUUUCGGAACCUCGUGUGUGAAGCCCUCAGCAACUGUUUUGGGAAGGAGGAACCCGAGUGAAGGCGGAGGAGCGGACUCUGGGAGGGAACAGGACAUGCAGCUUCAGCGCUGGCGCCUGCAAAAGCAAAGGGCCGUGCGGGCUAAGGCGGGCCGGGGGAGAACACAGCACGGCUCUCCCCCCCGUGAGAGGACGUUAGCCAACCGGAUGGAGCCCGUCUCCAUGGUUGGUGCACUGUCCUCCAGCAGGAGCAGCGUCCCCUCACCAACCGCAGAGCAGGAUGGUGGCAAGAGGCAACGCGCCCCGGUGCAGAAUGGCCCGCGCCAAGAAGGAAACACUCACGUCUGAGCCUGGCCCGCUAGCUGCAUGACUGAAGAAGCAACGUUGGAAAAUGGGCUCCCCGGGGAUGGAGGCACCGUUCUGGCUGCGUGAUGCGGCAGGGCCGUGGGCUGGGAGGGACUUGGAUGCACCAUGUAUUUAUUUAUCUAUUAUUCCGUUUGAUAAUGCUAGCCCUGCAGGGUCGAUGCACACGUGACUGAGACAUCGGAUCCGGGGGCCUGUUCUCUUUGUGAUCGUUGGAGGAAGGGAAGUUUUCUGAAGUAGAAAUAGGAGCAGAUGGUGCUGUGGCUUGGGGGGAGGGGAACUAUCGGCGGAGGAGAGGAAGAUAGGAGUGUGUCUGAUUUACAGUUGACUGACUGAGGGUACUGGGGAUUCACUGAUCGGUAGAAACUGGCUGAGUAAACGGCAGUCAGAUUGCGGUUUGCCGCAGAACCGUCUGGAUCCCGUUG